AUGCCAGACAACUCACCGGCUCUUGUAAAAUUAAUAAGUCGUCUAACCGAAUUAGAUCCCCGUUUUGUUCGCAAUGUUCAACAGGAUGCCAGUGAAUUCCUAUUGAACUUAUUCCGAUACUUCGAAAAGUCGGCUGUAUUUCGAAAUCCUUUUUGUUUUGAUCUAACAACAACUAUCGAGUGCUCUCACUGUUGUACUCGGUCGUCUCAUUCCGAAACUCACUAUUUGUUGAACGUACCGAUAACCGAUCCAAAAUCUGAUAAUCAACUCUGCCGACUCCUAGAUACAGUUUGUCAGAUAGAACACUUAACCGAUUAUCACUGUGAUAUAUGUAAAACAAAUGCUCAAAUGAAAGUUUCGUUUCUAUCUCUUUCGUCCAAUUUUUUGAUCUGCUUAAAACGUACUCCUGCAACUAAGAACACUGCUGUGAUUUUUGACGAAGUCCUCUAUCUCACAAAAUAUGUUUCGCAAAAUAAUACAUCUUUUGAUUAUGAUCUUUCUGCAGUCAUUACUCAUUUGGGUGAUAGUCUUGACCAAGGACAUUAUAUAUGUUAUCGUAAAAAUUUAUUGACCGGUGGCUGGUUUAUGGUUGACGAUGCAAGAGUAAUGCCGUGUGAAACCGGAAGAGUAAUGCGUCAGCAGAAAACGGCCUACAUGUUGUUCUAUACCAGGAAGAAUGAGCAAUCGCCAGUAGUUCCAUCUGAGAAUGCAGAAACUUCUAACGAAGAUGAUAUCACAAAGUCCGAUCGUGAAGUUAAACUUUUCUUCCAUCCCGGUAAAAACGUGCGAGAACCACAAAAACGAUGGGGAGUAUGUGAUGCAUUUGGAUCGCCGAGUGCACCGUAAGUAUCGCUUACAACAAAACAUCCCAAGUAUAUUAAUGAAAUGUAUUGCAAGUACUAGAAUAAGCUAUGCUAGUCACGAGUCUGAUAUCCAUUGCUGCCACCACAACUUUCUCCUAUGGGUGAAAUCCGGAUCUUGUAAGAUCCACAACGGACUUUGAAAGGAACGAAUCCUGAUGCGGCCACAUGGUAGACCAUAUCGACUUGCCUGUCUCUAUAAGUUCUUACAUCUAAACAAUUAUUUUUCACUGAGACUUAAAAACUGUAUUGUACAAAAUACUGAAAAUUUGACGAUUUAUAG
Messenger RNA from Didymodactylos carnosus, 1143 nucleotides. Lineage: Eukaryota; Metazoa; Rotifera; Eurotatoria; Philodinida; Philodinidae. The record is from the annotation of a GenBank genome assembly.